Messenger RNA from Agrilus planipennis (emerald ash borer), 2637 nucleotides. Its product is annotated as kinesin-like protein Klp98A. The transcript has 4 exons. NCBI's taxonomy places the organism in Eukaryota, Metazoa, Arthropoda, Insecta, Coleoptera, Buprestidae. Gene Ontology annotation, molecular function: phosphatidylinositol binding. Bases 116 to 553 code for a protein of 145 amino acids. The record is from RefSeq and is a predicted model, not a curated record.
UUAUAUAAAUAUUGGAUAAUUUUUUUGUUAGUAAUAAUCUUUUACUAUUUCGUUAUAGAAUACGCAACAUGAAGAUGCUUUAGAUAAAGCUAUUCAAAAUGAAAAACUGGUUAAUAUGUUUAGUCACUAUAAUGAAACUGAAGUAUCAGAUAAUAAAUUAAUAAGCUUAAUAAAAGACAGACUUAGGUUUUCAGAGGGAGACAAUAGUGAAGUUUUUGAACAAUUGAAACAAUUGUUGACUCAACAAAAGUUUGAAGAAACAGAGCAGAGCAAGCAAUUCUUGGGAUAUAGUUUCAAUAAAGAUAAUCCUUCAGUAAAUAAAAUUACUUCUUGCAGUACUUCAUGUUUAGCUUCCAUUUGUGCAUCAAGUUCCCAUCAAGAAUUGGAUCAUUUAAGUUGCUCACCAAAAUCACAAACGGAAGGAGAAUUGUCGAGUGAUGAUGAUACAAAGCAUUUUCAUGAUUUUCCCCACCCAAGUGCCAGCAGGUCAAUGCUACGUGAUAUUAACGGAUAUGAUGAAAUUGCGAUCUACUUCAGAUGUAAAAACCUAUGAUGAAUUUGUCAACCAAGGUUAUUUUACUAUUCGGCGUUCCUCAAAAUUUUGGUCUGGUGUAUGGUCUGAUGUGGCUAUCGAACAGGUCCUAAUGAGAGGAAUGAAAUGUAUGGGUGGAUUGACACGUGGUCGAGGGGUAUCCGAAAGUACAGUGACAAAAUGGAUAGCUUGCGCUAUACUUUUAUUAGAGAUUUCACAUGAAAUGGAACAAUUUUGCAACUACACAUACGAAAAUACCGAACAUGUAGAUUCCCGUAGCUAUAGAAUGAACAGAGAUGCUACUGACUUAGUGUUACUGAUUGAUUUUUAUAAAUAUAAUAAUCUUUUUCUAGUGUCCGAUAAAUUAUACUCAAUUUGUUCUGGUAUUGUAGGAAACCACAAGAUUAGUUAUUGUCAUAAAGCACACAAAGUUGGAAUCAAUUUAGUUAAUAGGAUUAUUGGAAUUCCUUUUGAAGACGUUAAAUUUAAAAGAAAAGAUCAAGUUUUACUGAUCAGUGCUAUGAACAAUAAAAUAAAAGUAAAUGAUGCGAUUGUAACGAUUCAACCUUUAUCGAUAUAUCAAAGAAUUUGUUUAAAAAGUGCAAAAUUGGACGUGCAACAAUACUUAAUGUAUGAAUUAGCUCCAUAUCCACUUGCUCUUUUUAACAUGGAUGUAAUGAGAAAGACUGAGAAGAGCGUGUUUACUCAAAAUUUUAUUCACUCCAUUGAAUGUCCAUUCCAUUCACCCUUUAUAAAUAUAGUGGAUGGUGGGUAUUUAUUAUAUCAAGUAAUUUGGAAAAUUAAUGAGUCGAUGGAUCAGAUUUUGAAUAAAUAUAUAAAUUAUGCAAAGAACAAUUUCACUAAAAAUAGUAUGAUCAUAUUUGACGGCUACAGUAAUGUAAAUGAUACAAAAUGUGCAGAAAGGCUCCGACGUUAGAAGAAUUGCAUUGGCCGUGAAGUUAAAUGUGACUACAAUACGAAAAUAAGUUUGAAGCCCAAAGAAUUUUUGUCAAAUGAAAAAAAUAAAAGCAGUAUAAUUAAACUAUUUAUCAAUAAAUUGGAUGGACAUGGAUUUUGUACCAAACAAGUUAAAGAAGACGCCGAUGUUUUAAUAAUUCAAAGUGCAGUCAAAGCUGCAAAAAAUGACAAUAAAGUAGGAAAUGACUCCGACUUGUUAGUGAUAUUUUCACAUUUAGCAGCUAAUUUUUCAAAUAUAGUUUUUCAAAAUAUUACAACGGGUCGAAUAUUUUACAAGCAAUAUUUUUAAAUUUACAGAAUUACGGGAAAUAAUACCAUGUCUGUAUGCUUUUAGUGGAUGUGACACCACUUCUUUUUCUAAUAAAGGGAAAAAUUCUAUUAUAAAAUGUUUGCCGUCCGAUACGUUAAUUGAAUUUGCAAAAACGUUUUCUGAUAGUGCUGCUAAUAGUGAAACUAUUAUGAGAAUUGGUUGCGAAAUUACUAAAGCAAUGUAUGUUACAAAAACUGAUUUAGAGUAUGAAAAAAAUAAAAUAAAAAAUCAAUUUCAUUGAAUGAUCUAAGAUUUUUACAUUUCGAAAGAUCAACAAUAAAAUCCAAUUUUAAAUUUGAAACUCUGCCUCCAACAGCAGGUGCUAUAAAACAACAUAGCUUGCGUGUCUAUUUACAAAUUCAAGCGUGACAGGGAAACCAUUUGAAUCCACUUGAAUUUGGCUGGAAAAGUGACUCUAAUGGUUUGGUAGCCAGUUAUUCUGAUGACGACUUAAUUCCAGAGGACGUAUUGCACAAAAUUUCCUGUAAAUGUAAAGCUGGGUGAGCCAAAAAAUGUGGUUGUCGAAAACACGGUCUAGAGUGUACGCGGAUAUGUGUAAAUUGUUAUGGAAAAAAAUCAUGCGAGAAUGUACAAAAUUUAUUAGAAAAAGAUGAACCGGAGGCUGACGUAUCGAAUGAUACUUUAAUGCGAGAAAUCUCGGACAUACCUACAUUUAAACAAAACUCCAAUUACACUUCUAUAAACGAAACAUUAGUAAAUAAUAGACCGGAACAUGAAGCAGUUGUGUCACAUACAAAUAAAAAGAUGAGGCUUUCUUAAAUUAAAUUACUUAUAAUAUAAAUGUAAGAUUAGGCUA